UUUGUCUCGCCCAUUCACCCUCAUGUCUCAAAGCUUAAAAGUCCUUCUUUAUCCUGUCUCCUCCCCUAUUAUCUACUGAUUUAAAAAAAAAAGGGAUUUAACAGGUUACAUCAAUAAGGGAUCAUAGCUUUCACCUGGAUUUACCUGGUCAGUCUGUCAUGUAAAUGUUCCGCUAGUCCACCUUCACUCUGGUUUGUCUGCAGCAGGGCCAUCUCAGGGUGUUGGCUCUAAGCUAGGUUGUCUGUUGUCUGGGUCUGUCCAUGCUUGCCAGCUCCACCUCCCUAAAUUACCCAGCCAGCUCCAGCAAGGCAGAGUGAGAGGCUUCUGACACUGUGGCAGCAGCAGCCUCUCUGCAUGGAGGCUCACUAGUGGAGGAGGAGCCUGUCUGGCCUAGGGUGACAAUCCCUAAGGCGGUAGCCUGGGACGGAGGUGCAAUGUCACAAGCUGCAGACAUGAUUAAUGUGGCCUUCCUGACUGACUCGGAGCGGGAGCUGAUCCUGGAGGUGCUGCGGAGGGACGAGGAGCUGAGGCAGGCUGAGGAGCACCGUGUCCGGAAGCUGAAGACGGAGCUGCUGGACAUUAAGAGGAAGGGCGCCAAGCGUAGCAGUGGGACGUACAGUGAGCGCAGCUGCGGCCGCUGCCAGGAACUACUUGGUCCACUAUCUGCCGGCUCCAGCCAGUGUAGGGCAUGUAAACACCAAGUGUGCCACAACUGUCGCGCAGUGUGCCCCAAUGGAUCCUGGGUGUGCAGUGUGUGUGCUAAAGAGGCUGAUCUAAAGAAGUGCACUGGAGACUGGUUCUAUGACCAGCGAGUCAACCGCUUCUUCACCACCCCUGGACACGACAUAGUGAGGACUUCCCUCAAAAAGAGGCCCCCAUUGAGGAAGAGGGAGAACAUGGGAGCGCUCCUGUUGAAGAGUACAGAGUUGAACCCCAGCCAGCCCGUCUCCCCUGUUCCCCGACCCAGACUGAGGGACCUAGCAGCCUCCAACAAGGAUCUGCUAGACGAAGUCUCCGAAGAAUCCGUGGGAGUCAAGGAGCAACAGCAGCACAGGGACAAUGAGCCUGCAGAGAAAGCCAGCCUGAACAGUGUCAUGACAGAGACUGAGUCCUCUCUUGGGACUCCUCUCUUGCCAAGGAAGGAGGAGAGCACAGGACAGUCUAGUCCAACAGGGUCCAGUAUGAAUGUUCUAGUCAAAGCAGACCUCGUCAGUAGCCACAGCUCCACCUCAGAUGCAGACACGUCCUCCGUAGUAAAUAGUCGUAGUGUUAGUCCCUGCGCGGGGUCUGUCGCAUUGGAAGAUGGCGGCCUGUUCAAGAAGAGCGUCAGACGAGUUCAGAAACCCUCCGAAUUCACGUCUGUGCUGGACCUGCGUGAGGAGGGGGCUGAAGCCUCAGAGGGCUUUAUGGGUGACCGGAGCAAGUCGGUGCCUGGGCUCAAUGUGCCAGAUGAUGAGGAGGAUGAAGACAUUGAUAACUUGGUGAGCAUCCAUAGAAAGAAGGUGUGCUCAAGUACCUCAAAUCUUCGCGGCUCCAAGAGCACACUGGGCAGUCUGAUGAGUAUUUACAGUGAGGCAGGAGAUUAUGACAGCGUGGAGGUGAGCGGGGACAUCGUGUUCUCUAUCAGCUACGAUGACACCACCCAGAGCCUGGCCGUCCUCGUCAAGGAGUGUCACUCGCUGGCCCACGGGGAUGCCAGACGCCAGCGCUCAAACCCGUAUGUCAAGUGCUACCUUCUCCCUGACAAGUCUCGCAUUGGCAAGAAAAAAACCAGCAUUAAACAUAACACAGUGGACCCCACUUACAAUGAGACCCUAAAGUUUUCCAUCAGUCGCUCCCAGGUGCUCAAUCGUUCCCUCCAGCUCUCCGUCUGGCACCAUGCCCGCUUGGGCCGUAAUGCCCUCCUUGGAGAGGUGGAGGUGCCUCUGGACUGCAGGAACCUCGACGCAGGCCACGAGGAGUGUGCGGCGUUGGUGGGAAAAGCGUCACCACUGCAGUCCUCUGCCUUCUCUCAGUACAAAGGAGAACUGUUGAUUUCCCUGAAGUACGUCUCGACCAAGAAUUCACCCACUGAAAAGACCAAAGGCAAGAGACUCUCUCUAGGCAAGAAGACAAAGACGGAGCAGGGAGGGGAGUUACACGUCUUGAUCAAAGAGGCCAAGAACCUGACGGCAAUGAAAGCAGGGGACACGUCGGAUUCCUUUGUGAAAGGGUACUUGUUGCCAUCGAAGGCCAAGUCCACUAAGAGGAAGACUCCGGUGGUGAAGAAAACUCUGAAUCCCCACUACGACCACACAUUUGUGUACAAAGACCUGACCCUAGACCAGCUAAGUGAGAUGUGGCUAGAGCUGACAGUGUGGGACCGGGAGGCCAUGUCCAGUAAUGACUUCCUGGGUGGGGUUCGACUCAGCACAGGCACAGCCACACUGGAGGUUGGGAAGGAGGAAGUGGAGGCGGAUUCUACAGGGGAGGAGGUGACUCUGUGGCAGAAGAUGAUGCAAUACCCUGACUCGUGUGCAGAGGGCACUCUUCCAUUACGCUCCUCUAUGGGCAAGAGCAAGUGAAGACGCCACACUCUACCUCGUAACCUGAAAGAAGAGCUAUGGACACAGGGCAAUCCCUCAACUUUUUAUCACCAUCAUUCUAUAACAAAAAAAAAGAGUGUCAUAUAUACAGCUGUGUCUAACCUCAGGCACAAUUACGACACAUUGGCCUAAAACAAGUGAUUUGAAAGCAUAGUGUAAAUUCACCUGAUGGCUUCAGGUUUUUGAUAGAGGUAUCAUUUCGUAUUUUUAAAUGUAAGGUUGUCUAACUAUACAAAUACUUUUUGAGAUCAAUCGACACUAACCAAAGUUUUGAUCAAAUUUAACAACUCGUGUUUAAUUUACAUUUUAUCAUGUACUUAUUGAAGCUGAAUUCUAUCCAUGUUCAGCAAACCACUCAAUUAACUGUGGUGCUUCAUGGGGGUUGCUGGUGUUUCAGUUUCAGGCAGAAUCUCUGUUCCACUCUUAAGGCAUUGAACCAGUUUUGGUCCAUGUCACCUUGGGUUAUGAUUCAUGGUAAUUGAAAAACUACUGUGCCUGUGAUUUUAAAUAUGUAUGUAAAUAUUACCAGUUGCACAAAGUGAAGGAGACUAAUUUUAUUUCUCAACUUUUAUGCUCUUUUAUUUGAGUCCUAUGGCUGUAUCAAAUAUUUAAUUCACCAA
Messenger RNA from Salvelinus fontinalis (brook trout), 3205 nucleotides. RefSeq names its product synaptotagmin-like protein 4. The coding region runs from base 435 to 2564 and encodes 709 amino acids. Gene Ontology annotation, cellular component: plasma membrane; exocytic vesicle. Gene Ontology annotation, biological process: exocytosis; intracellular protein transport. Lineage: Eukaryota; Metazoa; Chordata; Actinopteri; Salmoniformes; Salmonidae. The transcript has 17 exons. Gene Ontology annotation, molecular function: small GTPase binding; neurexin family protein binding. The record is from RefSeq and is a predicted model, not a curated record.